Molecule: messenger RNA, 1698 nt
Organism: Capsicum annuum
Lineage: Eukaryota; Viridiplantae; Streptophyta; Magnoliopsida; Solanales; Solanaceae
Product: centromere-associated protein E-like
Source: RefSeq, a predicted model, not a curated record
AUGGAGAAAAACAUUUUAUGGAAAGUGUUUUCCUAUUGUCAGCCCAAAACUGCCAUACGCAAUGGCCAAAAAGAAGCUGACCCCGCAAAACUUGACAGCAUGCUUUUGAAGGAGACUAUUGAGAAACGCCAACAGAUGGACUCACUCGUGCAGGCAAAAGGGUGUCUGGAAUCGGAACUGAAAAGGGCUGACUCGGAGAAGACUGAGUUGCUGACCGAGUUGACUGAACAGGUGAUUCAGCUGGAGAUUGAGAAGAAGUUGGUGUCUGUGUUUGUUGCUGUGCAGAAUGAUGGGGUUGCGGAGAAGCUGAAGAGUGUGGAGGUACAAAUGCGCGAUGUUUUGAGAGAGAAAGAUGGGAUUGAGAAGCUGUUGAAUGGAAAGGAGAGUGAGAUUGAUCAGCUUAGGAAGAAACUGAGUGAUGUUGGUGAUGAGAUUGCGAAUGAGAGGAGUGUUUACGAGAGGAUUUGUCUGGAGAAGGAUGAAAUGAAAAUGAAGCUUGACGCGCAAGUAGAGGAAGCGGAUGGAUUGAGAGUGAGAUUGGUAGAAACUGAGAAGCAAGAGAAGGAGAUUGAGUUAGAAGUUGAGAAGUUAAGGGUGGAAUAUGCUGCUGUCAAGAAGGAAAUUGAGGACAGAGAAAGCAAGAUUGAGUCGAUUGUGAGAGAGAAGGAAUUGGUUGAGAAUAGCCUGUUGGAUUCGAAUAAAGUGACUGAAGAACUGAGGGGACAGAUUGAUGUGGUUGUUAGGGAAAAAGAAAGGAUCGAAGUGGAGAGGAACGCAGAAGUGAAGAAGAAUGGUGAGUUGCAAAACACUAUCACGGGUCUUACUGAUUUGGUGCUGAGCUUGCAAAAGGAGGAGACGAAAUUGCGUGAUAAUUUGGACAAGUUGGAGAAGAAGUGUUUGGAAGGAUUAAGGAAGGAGGAAGAGAUGGAGAGAAAGAUAAAUGAACUUGUGAAGGGAAACAACGAGAAAGAGAUUAAAGUUGAGAGCUUGAUUGAAGAAAAGGGUGUUGUUGAGAAGGAAUUGGACGAGAAACACUUGGCUAAAUUCAAGGAUGUUGUUUCUGAAUUAGAGGUGUCUCGCAAUGGUCAAGAAGAGAAAUUGAAGAAUUUGGAAGCUGAAGAUGAGAUGCAAAAGGAAUUUGUCAAUGAGGAACAGAAUGGUGUAAACAUGAAACAGAUUGAAGAAAUGGAGGAUCACAUUAAAAAAAUUGCAAAGGAGGUUGAGCAAACCAAGGAUGAUUACCACGACGUUGUUAGAGAAAAGAAAGUGUUGGAAACUCAAUGUCAAGUGUUGAACAAGGAAAUUGCUUGUGUCCAAAUCUCACUCGACGAAGCACAGAAGGAAAUUAGUGCUAUGCAGUACAAGGUUGAGUUGGCAAACAGCAAGUCCGAGGAAAUCUUGAAUGCUUUGAGGACUGCUGCAGGUUCAGUCUGCUUGGAUGGUGAAGGUGCAAAUGUCAGUGUGGUUGGUGAAAAACAAAUGAAUGGGGAAGAUGUCAAGCCUUAUGAAGCAGAGUUGGAGGCCAUCAAGAAUGCAAUCAAGAAUAAAGAGAACAAAGUUGAGGAGAUCAGAGACAGUGAGUUCUUGCGGUUUUCAGAAGCUAAAGCACUAAAAAAGAAGAAUUUCUGGACCUUGUUAUCUUCAGCAACAACAAUUGUUGCUGCAAUGUCUCUUGCGUAUGUUGCUCGUGGCCAUUGA